This is a messenger RNA of Calidris pugnax (ruff), 448 nucleotides long. Its product is annotated as transducin-like enhancer protein 3. NCBI's taxonomy places the organism in Eukaryota, Metazoa, Chordata, Aves, Charadriiformes, Scolopacidae. The transcript is spliced from 3 exons. Gene Ontology annotation, biological process: regulation of DNA-templated transcription; negative regulation of canonical Wnt signaling pathway. The coding region runs from base 56 to 448 and encodes 130 amino acids. Gene Ontology annotation, molecular function: transcription corepressor activity. Gene Ontology annotation, cellular component: transcription regulator complex; nucleus. The record is from RefSeq and is a predicted model, not a curated record.
CCCACAGCACCAACAGCAAGUGGCACAGGCUGUUGAACGUGCCAAGCAAGUGACAAUGACGGAGUUGAAUGCUAUCAUCGGGCAGCAGCAGCUCCAGGCCCAGCACCUCUCCCACGCCGCCCACGGGCCCCCGGUGCAGCUGCCCCCGCAUCCCUCGGGUCUCCAGCCCCCGGGCCUCCCGCCCGUCACCGGCAGCAGCUCGGGGCUGCUGGCCCUCGGUGCCCUGGGGAGCCAGGCUCACCUCGCCGUCAAGGACGAGAAAAACCAUCACGACCUGGACCAUAGAGGUGAGAACGAGGGCUCGGAAGCAGUUGGGAAGGAUGGCAAGAGGUGGCCACGGAGCUACGGGCAGAGCCUGGGCAUCCUCCAGCACCCACGCAGGCACCCUCGGUUCCAGCAGGAAUGUACCUGGGCUCCUUGGAUCAUCAUCUUCUUGCCACAGGAGUGA